Molecule: messenger RNA, 243 nt
Organism: Protopolystoma xenopodis
Lineage: Eukaryota; Metazoa; Platyhelminthes; Monogenea; Polystomatidea; Polystomatidae
Source: the annotation of a GenBank genome assembly
AUGGUGUCCUGCUCUGUCCGCCUCACUGAAGAUGUUGGCGAAAUGUCUGGGAAUGUACCAAAUUCACGGUUCGACUCUGGAAAUGAUUAUGCAUACUAUCGACUCCGGACAAGGUACGUUUCCCUAGGUCUUACUGUCAAUAUGAUCAGGUCGCGAAAACGGCCAAACUGCUUCAAUACAACGAAAGGAGACCCUGACCGUACAAAAGGCUACACCAUCCUGGUCUUCAUACCUGGAUUAUAA